GCCGGCGUGUGGGGUAGCGGUUGGUGGGGGGCGGCGGGUGUCCGUGGUUGCGGGAGUGCAGGCGCGGUGGGCCGCGGGCCGAGGAGGGCCGAGUCGGAAUGGAGCGGUUACGUUGGCAGGUGGUGGCCGUGGCGACCUUGGGUCUGGCGCUGGCCCUGGAGGCGCUGCCCUCCGUGCUGCACUGGCUGCGGGCCGGGCGCCGGCAAGAGCGGCGAAGGUCGCCGCGGCGCGAGGUGCUCUUCUUCCCGUCGCAGGUGACCUGCACCGAGGCCCUGCUGCAGGCUCCCGGUGAGGGGCCGUCGGGGCCCCCGGCAGGCUGCCCCUGCAGCCUGCCCCACGGCGAGAGCUCGCUCAGCCGCCUGCUGCGCGCCCUGUUGGCCGCCCGCGCCAGCCUGGAGCUUUGCCUCUUUGCCUUUUCCAGCCCGCAGUUGGGCCGUGCGGUGCAGCUGCUGCACCAGCGCGGGGUGUGCAUCCGGGUCAUCACCGACUGCGACUACAUGGCUCUCAACGGCUCACAGAUCGGCCUGCUCCGAAAGGCAGGCAUCCAGGUGCGACAUGACCAGGACCUGGGCUACAUGCAUCACAAGUUCGCUAUCGUGGACAAGAAGGUGCUGAUCACCGGCUCCCUCAACUGGACCACGCAAGCCAUUCAGAACAACAGAGAGAACGUCCUGAUUAUGGAGGAUGAGGAGUAUGUGAGGCUUUUCCUGGAAGAAUUCGAGCGUAUUUGGGAAGAGUUUAAUCCGACCAAGUAUACCUUUUUCCCACAAAAGAAGCAGAGUCACUGAAGCUGUGCUCUCUCCUCUGUCUGCGGAGUUGGGGGGCGAGCGCUGUCCAGUAUCAAAACUUUUUGGUCCCCGGAGUGGAAAGCAGACCG
Messenger RNA from Lontra canadensis (Northern American river otter), 877 nucleotides. RefSeq names its product phospholipase D family member 6 (gene PLD6). The transcript is spliced from 2 exons. The record is from RefSeq and is a predicted model, not a curated record. Lineage: Eukaryota; Metazoa; Chordata; Mammalia; Carnivora; Mustelidae. Gene Ontology annotation, molecular function: RNA endonuclease activity producing 5'-phosphomonoesters, hydrolytic mechanism. Gene Ontology annotation, biological process: piRNA processing. Gene Ontology annotation, cellular component: mitochondrion. Bases 99 to 788 code for a protein of 229 amino acids.